This is a messenger RNA of Athene cunicularia (burrowing owl), 4022 nucleotides long. RefSeq names its product semaphorin 3A (gene SEMA3A). The transcript has 19 exons. NCBI's taxonomy places the organism in Eukaryota, Metazoa, Chordata, Aves, Strigiformes, Strigidae. Gene Ontology annotation, molecular function: semaphorin receptor binding; chemorepellent activity; neuropilin binding. The coding region runs from base 568 to 2886 and encodes 772 amino acids. Gene Ontology annotation, biological process: negative regulation of axon extension involved in axon guidance; negative chemotaxis; semaphorin-plexin signaling pathway. The record is from RefSeq and is a predicted model, not a curated record.
CUCAAUCCACCGUAAGGCUCUUUAAUAGGAAACAAGUGUGACAACGGCAAGCCCUUUUUUCUCUCGCUCUCCCUCUCUCUUUCCCUCUCUCCCCCUCUCUCUUUUUAUUUUUUUUCUUUAAACCACAUAGUCAAACCGCCCUAAUAGAGAUGAAGCUUGAUAGAUCCACCCAGGUGUAGGUGAAAUGGUAGAGCCUCAAGCGUAAUAGAUGCCGUGCUCUUGUGCUGAAGUUCAGCACAGUGUCCUGAAGGGUUGUCUAGCAGCAGUGAGAUGGGUUGCUCUUUGCACAGUUAAAAAGUCAAUGAGCUUCCUCCAGCUUGCAUGUAUGACUAAUUUAGAAAGCAACCUGGAUCUAGGUGAGCGCUGCAGAACUGUCUCUUCUCUUCAGUGCACGGACAAAGCACAGCACACAGAGUAUCAAAAGAAACAUCAAUCAAACUGGAUAAUUUUGCCUUGACCAUUAAACUUGUGGCUGUGUGAGGUCGCCUGAAGUUCCCCGGCGGCGCCCGGCAGGACGGGGAGCGCCGCGGCUCCGGCUCGCAGGGACCCUACAGUGGCUGCUGCAGCAUGGGCUGGCUCAGGGGGAUUGCCUUGCUUUCCUUGGGAGUAUUACUAGCAGGAAGAGUGAACUGCCAGCAUGUGAAGAAUAAUGUGCCAAGGCUCAAAUUAUCCUAUAAAGAAAUGUUGGAAUCCAACAAUAUAAUAAAUUUCAACGGACUAGCUAAUAGCUCCAGUUACCAUACUUUCCUCUUGGAUGAAGAACGAGGUCGGCUGUAUGUUGGAGCAAAGGAUCACAUAUUUUCUUUUAACCUGGUAAACAUCAAGGAAUAUCAAAAGAUUGUUUGGCCUGUAUCUCAUUCCCGAAGGGAUGAGUGCAAGUGGGCUGGAAAAGAUAUUCUGAGAGAAUGUGCUAAUUUCAUCAAGGUGCUUAAGGCUUACAACCAAACCCACCUGUACGCUUGUGGAACAGGGGCUUUUCAUCCAGUCUGCACCUAUAUUGAAGUUGGAAGCCAUCCUGAGGACAACAUUUUUAGAAUGGAAGAUUCAUAUUUUGAAAAUGGCCGAGGGAAAAGCCCUUAUGAUCCUAAACUGCUCACAGCUUCUCUUUUAGUAGAUGGAGAACUGUACUCUGGCACAGCAGCAGACUUCAUGGGCAGGGACUUUGCCAUUUUCCGAACUCUGGGGCAUCAUCAUCCAAUCAGAACAGAGCAGCAUGACUCCCGGUGGCUAAAUGAUCCUAGAUUUAUUAGUGCUCACCUGAUACAAGAGAGCGACAAUCCAGAAGAUGACAAAAUCUAUUUCUUCUUCCGAGAAAAUGCAAUUGAUGGAGAGCACACUGGAAAAGCCACUCAUGCCAGAAUAGGGCAGAUUUGCAAGAAUGACUUUGGUGGACACAGGAGCCUUGUUAACAAAUGGACAACUUUCCUCAAAGCACGUCUGAUUUGUUCUGUGCCAGGACCUAAUGGCAUUGACACACACUUUGAUGAACUACAGGACGUGUUCCUAAUGAACUCAAAAGACCCUAAAAAUCCAAUAGUCUAUGGAGUGUUUACAACUUCCAGUAAUAUCUUCAAGGGGUCAGCAGUGUGUAUGUACAGCAUGACUGAUGUGAGGAGGGUCUUUCUUGGUCCCUAUGCCCACCGAGAUGGACCAAACUACCAGUGGGUUCCCUACCAAGGGCGAGUGCCAUAUCCACGCCCAGGAACUUGUCCCAGUAAAACAUUUGGAGGCUUUGAUUCCACCAAAGAUCUUCCUGAUGAAGUUAUAACAUUUGCAAGAAGUCAUCCAGCCAUGUACAACCCGGUAUUCCCCAUCAACAACCGUCCAAUCAUGAUCAAAACAGAUGUGGAUUACCAGUUCACACAGAUAGUAGUAGAUCGAGUAGAUGCUGAAGAUGGCCAAUACGAUGUGAUGUUCAUUGGCACAGAUAUCGGAACAGUUCUUAAAGUGGUUUCAAUUCCUAAGGAGACUUGGCAUGAUUUAGAGGAAGUCUUGCUGGAAGAAAUGACAGUCUUUCGGGAACCCACUGUUAUUUCAGCAAUGAAGAUUUCCACAAAACAGCAACAGCUCUACAUUGGCUCAGCCACUGGAGUUUCACAGCUUCCUUUACACCGCUGUGAUGUGUAUGGGAAAGCAUGUGCUGAGUGUUGCCUUGCAAGAGACCCUUAUUGUGCCUGGGAUGGUUCAUCUUGCUCACGUUACUUCCCCACUGCUAAGAGACGUACUAGACGACAAGACAUCCGAAAUGGAGACCCGCUUACCCACUGCUCAGACCUGCAGCAUCAUGAUAAUCCAAGUGGUCAGACCCUGGAGGAAAAGAUUAUCUAUGGAGUAGAGAAUAGCAGCACUUUUCUUGAGUGCAGUCCAAAAUCUCAGCGUGCUGCAGUCUACUGGCAAUUCCAGAAGCAAAAUGAUGACCGCAAAGAAGAGAUAAAAGUGGAUGAUCGCAUGAUCCGAACAGAACAGGGCCUAUUGCUACGAAGUCUUCAACGAAGAGACUCCGGUAUUUAUUUUUGUCAUGCUGUGGAGCAUGGCUUCAUGCAAACUUUGCUUAAAGUGACCCUGGAAGUAAUUGAUACUGACCACCUGGAAGAGCUGCUCCAUAAAGAAGAAGAUGGUGAUGCCUCCAAGACCAAGGAUGCUACCAAUAGCAUGACCCCCAGUCAAAAGAUCUGGUAUAGAGACUUCAUGCAGUUAAUCAAUCACCCCAAUCUCAACACAAUGGAUGAGUUCUGUGAGCAAGUUUGGAAAAGAGACCGCAAACAACGCCGGCAAAGGCCUGCCAAUGCGCAGGUGAAUACAAAUAAGUGGAAGCACCUACAAGAGAAUAAAAAAGGUAGGAACAGGAGGACCCAUGAAUUUGAGAGGGCACCACGGAGUGUCUGAGCUACAUUACCUCUAGGAACCUCAUCCAAGUAGAAACUUGUAUAGACAGAUAACUGGAAAAAAAUGCAAUAUUCAUGAACUUUUUCAUGGCAUUAUGUGGAUGUUUACAAGAGUGGAAAGUUCAAACAAUUUCCACCAGGUUUAAAAAAAAUCCAUUUCUAACUUUCGUAGUAAGUCCUUCCUCCCUGCUCUGAUUCUAAGACCAGAAAGAUCAGAGUUUCAAGGAUGAUAACUCACCCGGACCUAGCUUACUGCUCAAAAAGUUCUUCAAGUGUUCAGCAGGCAAGUUUUGCUUUCUCUUUUGCCUGAAUAUAAAAAAAAAUUUAAAAAUGCUGUAUUUCAUGCUGUCAUCUUAAAAAAAAAAACCACACACAAAACCCAGCUUUCAUCAUCAGCACUACCAUUUCUAGACUUAUGUAUAAAACUGCAUGAACUCAUUAAGCUGAUGAACGUCUAAACACGUGAUUGGACACAAGGAUUUUGUUCUUGUUUUGUCUACCAGUUCUCCUGUUUAUAUAUACUAGAAGAGGAAAAAAAACAAUACUGAAUGAGAUUGUUUGUGGAAAUAUGAACAACAUAAGCCAUCCAUCAUCUAGAAGAACAAAAAAUAUGGAGUACACUGGCCUACUACUGAUGACUUCUUUCAGCUUUGAUCUAAAAAGAUGUAUUUUAUUAAAACUAUAAUUUAAAUGUACCAUGAAAAAUAUGCAGCAAACAUUAGCUCUUUUCUAAAAUAGAUUAGACUUUUUUUGUCUUAGAAAUAUUGUACUUUCUAAUUAUUGGUUUAGAGGAAAAAAAGACAACUUCCAAUUAUGAGCUGCUUUACUCUUCUGUUUGGAAAAUCUUCCAGGGGAGCUAGUCACACUGCAGUUAACCUCCUCCCCUCUCAGUAAUCUAUAUGACAUGUAACUUCAAAACAAUUUUAAAACUAAGCUAUUUUAACAUGAAAGUCGCUGUAUAGCAUGGAAGUCUUCUGCAUUCUUUUUUUUCUAAGUAUCAUAUUUGAAAUGAUUCAACUUGUAUAAUACCUUUGCUAUAGAUUGAACCAAUGAAGAGGAGAGCAUUGAUUUUCAGUUGUAUAUUUUUUUUUUUAAUUAAAAAAAAGUAAAUAGCAUUAAAAUACCCUCUACUAAUUA